AUGGAUCUGGGAAAAGCAAAGCUUCUGCGGACAGGCCUGAACACCCUGCACCAGGCAAUCCACCCGGUGCAUGGAAUAGCAUGGACAGACGGAAAGCAGGUGUGCCUCACUUCCUUGUACUUUGCCAAAGGAGACCUGCAGUUCGGCGACACUAAUGUCAUCGGGCAGUUCGAGCACGUGCUGGGACUGUACUGGGGUCCCCUCUGCUGCUCAGGGUCCCCUGCACUGCUGGCGGUGCAGCACAAGAAGCGUGUGACGGUGUGGCAGCUGCAGCUCAGCUCGCUGGAGCAGAACAAGCUGCUGUGCACGCAGACGUGCGAGGUGAGCGAGCCGUUCCCCCUGCUCUCCCAGGGCUGCAUCUGGCACCCCAGGUCAGACAUCCUGGCUAUCCUCACCAAGCGCGAUGCCUCAGUCCUCUUCUCGGUGCGCGUGGACAACCGCAGGGUGCGGGCGGAGAUCAAGGGGAGCGGCAUGAUCCAAUGCGCCUGCUGGACGAGGGAUGGCAGGCGCCUGGUGCUGGCCAUCGGCACCACCCUCCACUCCUACAUCUGGAAUGACAUCCAGAGGAUGCUGACGGCCUGCACCUUCUGUCCCAUGUUCGAUGUGGGUGGCUACAUCUGCGCCAUGGAUUCUACCGACGAGGCUCAGGUUGCUGUGGCAACCGAGCUGCCGCUUGACAGAACCAAUGCAAGCAUAGUGUGCGACAUCUCCUCUGACUCUGAGCCCCUACCCUCCCAGUUGCCAGUGCCAAUGCUGGAGGACGACUGGAGUCUGGACUCACGGAGGAGAUCCUUUGACUCUGAAAGGUCAUUGGGUUGCGGCUCUGUCUCCACACCUCCAUACGGGACAGGGGACAUGGUGCACAUCCUGGCCAAGCAUAGAAGGUCUGACCCCAGCCCCCUUUUCCACCUGAAGAGCCGGGACCACUUAGCAGGAUCUGAUCAAGACUCCUCUCACCUGGUUAUGGUGACAUAUGAGAGGAAAGUGACCAUAGUCAGGAAAGUCAGCAUCCCUGGCAUUCUGGUCCCGGAUAUCAUGGCAUUCAAUGCGAGUGGACGCAUUGUGGCAGUGGCCUCCAACUCCUGCAACAUGGUGCUGGUGUAUGGCAUCAUGACAGCUGCUAUGCCUAACAUGCAGCAGAUCCAGCUGCAGAACAAUGAGAGGCCCAAGGGGGUGUGCUUCCUGAAUGACUGUUCGCUGCUCCUCAUGGUGGGGAAGCAGAAGUCCGGUGAUCCCGCCUUCCUCCCAUCGUGCAGCAACACAGAAAAAUAUGCCAUUAGGCUUGUGACUAAAGAACUCAUUUACAAUGAGGAAGUGUGUCCAUUGGCGGCAAAAUGCGUGGAUUCAGAUGUUAAUUCACGCAGCAUUAGAAGGAACUCCUCCAGAGAAGAACCUCCUGGAAUAAAGGAACAUGCAUCCCUCGCAUCGUCGGCUACCCAGUCACCAAAUACCAGGAGGAAGCAGAGUGCAGAGAUGAAGAAUGGCAGCUCGGAAAGGAGAAGUUCCCACAACUCUCAACGCGGGAGCUCAAAGUCACCAAUCACCAUUGAGAACUAUGACACGGAUCACAUCAAGCAGAUGGCAAGCCUGGUGGCAGCUGGCCAGGUGGGCAAGGAGGCCGGCAGGGCUGGGUCACCCCGGUUGGAGGCGCUAGACAGGCUGCACCUAGAACCCACCCUGCCAAGGGACAGCUGCCUACAAAAAGAGAGGGCUCUGGAUGAACUGUCCCAGAGUAUCGAGAGACUUUUCGCCAGGUUCACAGAGCUGCAGCAGUGUCUGUUGGAAAUUACAGACUUCACCCGCAAUGGGAGGAAGUUCACAGGGAACUACCCUUCACCCCAGGACCCUCCCUGUGUAAAUAUAACAUGUCAGAAGCAGCUCUCUGAGAAUGUGUUCAUCGACGAGAGGCGACCUGUCCUUCUCUGUGAGAACAAGCUCCGUCUGGGCGUGGUCCGAGACCUCUUCAGCCUCUCUGUCGUGGAGAUGAUGCAUGGACCGCUUUGGAUUGUUCUUGCUGAGGAUGCAGAAGGAUUUGUGCCACUGACUUUCAAACCCGACAGCGAGCUCACUGUGCGGAAUGGGAAGAGAAAAAUGCCAGAGACUUUCCCCCGUGAGGCAGAAGUGCCAAGUCCAGCUCAGCCUGAUUCCCAAAGCGCGGAUACCUGAGGCCCACGGGCCUGGCUCAGGA
This is a messenger RNA of Anguilla anguilla (European eel), 2188 nucleotides long. Its product is annotated as WD repeat and coiled-coil-containing protein-like. The transcript has 3 exons. Gene Ontology annotation, molecular function: kinase binding. The coding region runs from base 1 to 2166 and encodes 721 amino acids. The record is from RefSeq and is a predicted model, not a curated record. Lineage: Eukaryota; Metazoa; Chordata; Actinopteri; Anguilliformes; Anguillidae.